UCGCUGAUCUGUUUGCUGCUGGGACUGAGACAACUGCUACACAACCCUAAAGUGGGCCUUGAUGUACAUGAUAUUACAUCAAGAUGUUCAAGAAAAGAUACAUAAGGAACUAGAUGAUGUUGUUGGACGAAAUCGGUUGCCAAGUCUUACAGAUAGACCCAAUUUGCCUUACACCGAAGCUACUUUGCUUGAGAUACAACGUUUUGCUACAAUUACACCUCUUGGCGUCCCACAUGCACCUGUCCAAGAUACUGUCCUCAAUGGAUACGACAUCCCUAAAGGAACUGUGGUCUUACCGAACCUAUGGGCCAUUCAUCAUGAACCUGACCUAUGGAAGAACCCUGAUGAAUUCAAUCCAGCCAGGUUUCUCAACCCAGACACCAAACAAGUUGUUCAGAGGAGGAACUUAUUCCAUUCUCUAUCGGUCGUCGCAGAUGUCUGGGAGAACAGUUAGCCAAGGUGGAACUAUUCAUCUUCUUUACUCAUCUCUUACAUCGCUUUCAAUUCACAACACCAGAGGGCGCACCUCCCUUAACAAUGAAAGCAAGAAAUGGAGCUACGCUCAACCCAGAAGAGUUUGAGAUCUGUGCCUCUCUUAUCGAUGACGUCAUGUAGCCUUUAUAUCUUGCGCACGUUAGAAAUUACAUCAAUAAUUCAAUUUAAUGUAUAAUAACGAGUUUGAUUAACUUGGAACCUGUGAUUAAGCAAGGCUACAUGUCGGGUGCACACUAAACAUGGACUGUUCUUUUUGAAAACAUUUCAAACAGACUGGAAAUAAAAUCCUUUGAUCUGUUGCCCCACGCCUAUGGACUAUACUUCUUGCAUUUCUAAGAAAAAGAAAAUAGAUCUAGUCAAUAGUAAUCUGAAAACAUACCUCUUCAAAUGUUAUUAAUUUGCGAUUGCCUAAGGGCAGCGCAUUGAAUCCUCUGGAAAAUGCGCUAUAUAAAUUUAAUUAUUAAUAUAAUUACCAUUACUUUAAAAGAAAUCAAUAUUACUAUGAUUAUUAAUAGUAGUAGAAGUAGUAGUGUAAGUAUCAUUAUCAUUAUUAUUGUUGUUGUUGUUAGUAUUAAUAUUUAGCAGUAGUAUUAUUUAAUAGACUUUAACAAAUGGAAUAUUGGUUUUAAACACAUUGAAAGUGAAACACAACGUAGUAUUCAAUUCAAUUUAAUUCAUUUAUUUCCAUUUCUCGUAAAAAAUAUUAAGUAUACGUUGACAGAUUUUGGAAGCGUUUUUAACAACCAGUAACAAGAACAAAUUGUGCAUAACUCUAACUGGGGGAUAUCGGGUAUGAUCUUCGGGAACGGGUGUGUCUGUUCCGUCAACAAGUUUGUACUGUUUAUCUACCCAUGCAAUAUAUGACAUACUGGAAUUUGAGUUGAAAUGUUUGAUAAUAGGACUUGGCUAUUCAAUGUUCGCUAUUCAAUGUUCGCUAGCCUCUUAUCUUAAAUAAAUAUUGUUGAAAUUACUCGCAUUUUCUAUAAUAAAUGAAAUUACUUGAAAAGUUUGAUAAUAUUUAUACUCGAUCUUUCCAUGCUUCUAUGUAUAUUUCGCUUGUAUCAAAUAUCUUUUUACAUUUUACAAUCCGCAUUUUAAAUUUCAAAUUUUAUGCUUCCAUAAUUACUUGUAUUACAUCUUUUUAAAAUGUAUAAAUGUAUAUUGAAUAGUGAUAAGUUUUGUAGCAAUCAUGACAUGGCAAUUCAGAUCACAUGGUGUUCAAGUUUUUAAUUCAUGUGCUUAUUUUGCCCCAAUGUGCGAAGGUCGGGAAGGAGCUUACUUGUUUUGUUGUUGUUUAUUUUUUUAAAUAUCCGACACUUCUUGACACAAGAGAAGUCCAGGGAUGAGCGAGCAGACCGUUUAGUGUAUGGGAGUGUGUAUGUUGAUUGGCUUAUAAUACAACAUGUAUUGCUGUAUAUUGCA
Strongylocentrotus purpuratus (purple sea urchin) is the source of this 1917-nucleotide messenger RNA. RefSeq names its product cytochrome P450 2U1. Bases 62 to 454 code for a protein of 130 amino acids. Gene Ontology annotation, cellular component: intracellular membrane-bounded organelle; cytoplasm. The record is from RefSeq and is a predicted model, not a curated record. Gene Ontology annotation, molecular function: iron ion binding; oxidoreductase activity, acting on paired donors, with incorporation or reduction of molecular oxygen, reduced flavin or flavoprotein as one donor, and incorporation of one atom of oxygen; heme binding. Gene Ontology annotation, biological process: xenobiotic metabolic process. The transcript is spliced from 2 exons. Lineage: Eukaryota; Metazoa; Echinodermata; Echinoidea; Camarodonta; Strongylocentrotidae.